AAUGUGUUUUGUGGAAAUCUAUUAUGGAAAAUUUCACGAUGGAACAACGCGUAAAAAUCAUUGAAUUUUAUUUCGGAAAUCGGCGCUCCAUUGUUCUAGCACAGAGAGCAAGCACGCACUGUUUCCACGUCAGGAGUCCACCCACAGCGCCAGCCAUACAUCACUUUGCUCAGCGAUUGCAGCAGCAGGUUCUGUUAGCGAUCUCCGCAAGCCAGGAGGUCAUGUUUGGAACCUAACACAACGGGAUUUCGCGCGGCAGUGCCUUCGGGAAGCACCAAGAACAUCCACCCGAAGACGUUCUGGCGAACUUGGAGUCUCACAGGCUUCGCUGCAGCGCAUGCAAACAAAUUUACACGAGGACCACCCUGCCGGUGUGGCUCCGUGGUUGAGCACAGACCUAUGAACCAAGAGGUCACUGGUUCGAUUCCCCGUCGGUGCUCUUUGAAACAACUUUUUAAAAACCUUAAAUCAGUUUUGUUUUUUUUUUUCCCCUCCCUGGCUGCUUGAAGAUUAACUUUCAUCAUGAAUGACACAGUAACUAUCUGGACCAGGAAGUUCAUGACCAACAGACUACUUCAGCGGAAGCAAAUGGUCAUUGAAGUCCUUCACCCAGGGAAGGCAACAGGACCCAGGACAGAAAUUCGGGAAAAGCUAGCCAAAAUGUGUAAGACCACACCUGAUGUCAUCUUUGUGUUUGGAAUCAAAAUCCACUUUGGUGGUGACAAGACCACUGGCUUUGGCAUGAUUUUUGACUCCUUGGAUUAUGCAAAGAAAAAGGAACCCAAACACAGACUUGCAAGACACAGCCUAUAUGAGAAGAAGAAGACCUCAAGAAAACAGAGACAGGAACGCAAGAACAGAACGAAGAAAGUCAGGGGGACUGCCAAGGCCAAUGCUGGUGCUGGCAGAAAGGAGUCAAGAUUCCUGUGACUUUCUCUGUGGUUAUUGUGCAGGUUUUUCAUGAGAGGAUUAAUAAACUAAACUUUUAUGUUUAAAAAAAAAACCCACAAAAACCUUAAACCACAUAAAUACAUAGAAAUAGGAAACUUUUUAAGACACAUUAAUUUAUUGAAAUAAGAUGUAGUCAUUAAAGAUGCAGGGGAGAGAGACUUCUGAUUGCGGCUAGAACAGGGGAACUGGUACUGAACAUUCCCUCUUAUCACAAGUAAUUGCUGUUAGUAAUAAUGGAGAGAAAUGGUGCGCCUGCGCAUAGGUUCGUAAGGGAAAUUAAUG
This is a messenger RNA of Myotis myotis, 1233 nucleotides long. Its product is annotated as 40S ribosomal protein S24-like. Bases 523 to 930 code for a protein of 135 amino acids. NCBI's taxonomy places the organism in Eukaryota, Metazoa, Chordata, Mammalia, Chiroptera, Vespertilionidae. The transcript has a single exon. Gene Ontology annotation, biological process: translation. The record is from RefSeq and is a predicted model, not a curated record. Gene Ontology annotation, molecular function: structural constituent of ribosome. Gene Ontology annotation, cellular component: ribosome.